Molecule: messenger RNA, 1668 nt
Organism: Puccinia graminis f. sp. tritici CRL 75-36-700-3
Lineage: Eukaryota; Fungi; Basidiomycota; Pucciniomycetes; Pucciniales; Pucciniaceae
Exons: 8
Coding region: 1-1668 (555 amino acids)
Biological process (GO): amino acid transmembrane transport
Cellular component (GO): endoplasmic reticulum
Molecular function (GO): amino acid transmembrane transporter activity
Source: RefSeq, a predicted model, not a curated record
AUGGAUGAACCUACCGACAGAGAGUGUCUGUUGAGCUCAGAAGACCGUUCAUUCGAAGCCCCAGAUAUCCCAAGUCCCGAACCAACAAGCUCUCAACGAGCUCAGCAGAAGGCUGGCUUGAGUUAUCCUCCCCGUCUGGCCAGUACCAUCGCGAGUAGAGAGUCUGCAUUCGAAGCAGAUUCAGAUACUGUAUCAGAGUUCGAUUCAACAAGGAAUACACCAACUCGAGGGGAAGGGCUAGAUCCGUCGUCCGAGUUAAGGAUGACCGGGCUUCUAGAAGCCGGACAGCGAAGAGGAAGUGUGAUGACGACUGGAGAUGACAGACCGAGUUACAUGUUUAGUGAUGAUAUCGAGGAACCACUACUUCCACAGGAUCGAAGCAAGAUAGGCGGACCAUCGAGGCAAGAAUCGGACGACUACAGUCAUCUACUGGAUUCGGGCACGGGGAUGAUGGCCGGGGUAGCGAACAUGGCCAACAGUAUCUUGGGCGCAGGGAUCAUCGGCUUACCGUAUGCACUAAGGAAUGCGGGAUUCCUGACGGGGACAGUGAUGGUCAUCGUCCUGGGUAUCGUCACCGAUUGGUCGAUCAGAUUGAUCGCCUUGAAUAGUAAAAUGACCGGCCAAAGAUCUUACAUCGGCAUCCUCGAACAAUGCUUCGGCUUCCCUGGGAAAGCCGCCGUCUCCUUCUUUCAAUUCAUCUUCGCUUUCGGUGGAAUGUGCGCCUUUGGCGUCAUUGUCGGUGAUACAAUACCACCGGUACUUUCAACAUUAUUUCCAUUUGUUCCGAAAUCACAAUGGUUCUCAUUCUUAUUCUCGAGAUCAUUUGUGAUCACUUUCUUCACGAUAACGGUCUCAUAUCCGCUCUCACUUUAUCGAGACAUUGGUAAAUUAAGCAAAGCUAGUGCUAUGGCACUCAUGAGUAUGGUGAUGAUUGUUUUUUCUGUCGCCCUUGGUGGUCCUUCAGUUGAUCCAAAGCUGAAAGGCAAUCCAUCUGCUCGAUGGACGUUCAUCCAACCCGGGAUAGUUGAAGCUAUUGGUGUCAUCAGCUUCGCUUUUGUCUGCCAUCACAACUCCUUACUGAUAUAUGGCUCACUAAGAACACCCACAUUGGACCGGUUCGCCCAAGUCACUCAUGUAUCUACAGCAUUAUCAGUAUUCGCAUGCUUGGUCAUGUCGUUCUCGGGAUUCCUGACAUUCACCGAUCGAACCGAAGCUAACAUUCUCAAUAACUUCCCUCGGGAUGACCUAGUCAUUAACAUUGCUCGGGUCUGUUUCGGAUUGAAUAUGUUUACAACUUUGCCAUUGGAGUGUUUUGUUUGUCGAGAGACAAUCGAUACAUUCUUUUAUCCGGACGAGAUGUUCAAUCUGAGGAGACACGUGAUUCACACCACUUUAUUGGUGGGGAUCGGAAUGUUACUUUCAUUAUGGACGUGUGAUCUAGGAGUAGUCCUAGAGCUAACAGGGGGACUAGCAGCCUCGGCAUUAGCCUACGUGUUCCCAGCCGCUUGUCAACUAAAGCUAUCCAGUAAAACCGGCUCGAUCUUUGAGAGGGAGAACUGGGCCGGACUACUGACAGUGGCCUUCGGAUUGGCCGUCAUGCUCAUCAGUACUAUCACCUCUCUCUCUAAGGCUCUCGAUCCUCAUCGUGUGCCAAAAGUUUGUCUUUGA